GAUGAAGAGGAGAAGAAAAGAGGGACGAUAGAGAGAGGGAGGGGGGAGAGAGAGAGAGAGAGAGAGAGAGAGAAUCAAUAAUGGGUUUCUCUAAAGACAAUCUGAUUGGGUUUAUGUUGGCUAUUUCUUCAAGUGUGUUUAUAGGAGCGAGCUUCAUUAUCAAGAAGAAAGGCCUCAGAAAAGCUGCUGCUGUUUCUGGUGUCAGAGCUGGUGUUGGUGGCUAUUCGUAUCUUCUGGAGCCUCUCUGGUGGUUCGGCAUGAUCACUAUGAUUUUUGGAGAGGUUGCAAACUUUGUGGCAUAUGCAUUUGCCCCUGCAGUUCUAGUCACCCCACUUGGUGCAUUAAGUAUUAUUGUCAGCGCUGUAUUGGCUCACUUCAUCUUGAAGGAGAGAUUACACCAUCUGGGCAUUUUGGGUUGCGUGAUAUGCAUAGCUGGUUCUAUCGUAAUUGUUAUCCAUGCACCACAAGAGCAUCCUAUCACUUCUGUUCAGGAAAUAUGGAGUUUGGCAACUCAACCAGCCUUUUUGAUGUAUGUGGGAUCAGUGAUUGUGUUGGUAUUUAUUCUGAUCUUCUACUUCGCUCCUCAAUGUGGGAACACAAAUGUACUAGUUUUCACUGGAAUUUGCUCUCUGAUGGGUUCUCUCUCGGUGAUGAGUGUUAAAGCCCUUGGAACUUCACUGAAGUUAACUUGUGAGGGAAAGAACCAGUUAAUCUACCCAGAGACCUGGUUUUUUAUGUUUGUGGUGGCUACAUGUGUUGUCACACAGUUGAAUUAUCUUAACAAGGCUCUUGACACGUUCAACACUGCAAUUGUUUCCCCUAUAUAUUAUGUCAUGUUCACAUCACUUACAAUCCUUGCCAGCGUAAUAAUGUUCAAGGAUUGGGUUGGCCAAAGUGGGGGAAGCAUUGUAUCAAAUAUAUGUGGCUUCAUUGUUGUGCUUUCGGGGACUAUCUUGUUGCAUGUGACCAAAGACAUUGAGAGAAGUUCUUCUUUUAAAGGAAACUAUGCACCCCUUUCACCUUCAUUUUCAGCUCGACUGUGCAAUGGAAAUGGGGAUUUGCUGAACCAUGAAGACGAAGAUGAACAAUGUUCUGAGGAAGUUUGUCUAAGAAGACAAGAACUUUACCCAUAAUUGUGAGCCUUCAUAGAAACAAAAUCCAAGCCAUUUUACCCAAAAACUGGGCAUGUGAAAUUCACGUCCAAAUAACUGUUAAAGGGGGGAUGCAAAUCAGGUGACUUCAGAUCGCAGCUUCAUGCAAUGACCAAAAGUUUUCAAGAACUUGUUUGAUCGGUUAUUCAGUACUAACAUCAUCAGGAUUCAUCUUUAGCUUGUCAUUGUUGAGAGCAUACUGGAUAGUUGUUGAUGCUUUACUUUUUGGGGGUUGCUAAGUUGUACAGCUUGUCGAUGGUGUUGAAAUUGUACAGCAUAAUUUGUUCAAGAUCAUAAAAGUAGACUGGUUUUUAGGGGUAGUAAAAUGGUAUGAUGCAAAACUAUGAAGACCUAAAAAUGAGAUCAAAUGAAGAAUGCUGGGAUCCGUUGGGCAAAGAUCUACAGUCUACACUGAAAGACUUGAGCUGUACUGGGAAUUUAGUGAUUUUUGUUCAAUUUUUCGGUGUAUUGUUUCUUUCGUAUAGAAUGAGAAAGGAGUCUUUGUAUGGUGUUUACCAAUUAACGGCAGUUUCUUGGAUUGAUUGUUAUUGUUUUCAUUGUUGUGAGAUAAAUGAUUGAUAUCAAUUUUUAUUGGGUGUAUUUCAUUCUUUGUCAUAGAAUGAGAAACGAGUCCUUGUAUUGUGUUUACCAAUUGACAGCAGUUUCUUGGAUUGA
Messenger RNA from Camellia sinensis, 1826 nucleotides. RefSeq names its product putative magnesium transporter NIPA4. Gene Ontology annotation, biological process: magnesium ion transport. NCBI's taxonomy places the organism in Eukaryota, Viridiplantae, Streptophyta, Magnoliopsida, Ericales, Theaceae. Gene Ontology annotation, molecular function: magnesium ion transmembrane transporter activity. Gene Ontology annotation, cellular component: membrane. The record is from RefSeq and is a predicted model, not a curated record.